GUCGAGGAUUGAGAAAUCUACAGGAUGGAUACGGUCUCAUUACAAUCCUCCGUGUGAGAGCUACUACCUAUGAGCUCUGCGGCAAAAACCUCAGUUCGGACAAGGAUGCUCUGAUCCUCACAGAUUUUGUUUCGUCUUUUCCAUACUAAAAUGUUGCUCACAUUCAGAAUGACCUAACCUCCCAAUACCAAUUCAUGUCUCUCAUUUCCAGACGCUUAUACACAAUGGCGCUUCGACCGCCUGACAAACCCCUUCUCGUUGUUCUAGGUGCAACAGGAACCGGAAAAUCAAAGUUGGCCGUAGAACUAGCCACAAAAUUCAACGGCGAAAUCAUCAAUGGUGAUGCCAUGCAAAUGUACAAGGGCCUACCCAUCAUAACGAACAAAAUUCCCGAAGCCGAAAGAAACGGUAUACCACAUCAUCUACUGGAUUUUAUUGCAUUACACGAGAAACCAUGGAAGGUUCAUCAAUUUGUCAAGGAGAGUCUUCGUGUGAUUGAUGAGAUUCGAGAACGAGGGAAACUUCCUAUCUUGGUAGGUGGGACGCAUUAUUAUUCACAUGCGCUUUUGUUCAAGGAUGCGAUUUUGGGGACGGAGGACGAGGUUGAGGAUGAGGGUCAUUCUGAUGAUGAUCAGUCGGAUCAUCAGUGGCCGAUUUUGUCACAACCGACGAAUGAAAUCUUUUCCAAGUUGGAAGAGGUAGAUCCUGAAAGUGCCAGUCGAUGGCAUCCCAAGGACAGGCGAAAGAUUCAGACGGCGCUUCGAAUAUGGUUACGAUCUGGAAGGAAAGCAUCGGAUAUUUAUGCUGAACAGCAAGCUCGUCGGGCUGACUCUGCUCGCCUAUCCACAUCAUCCGACGCCAACGACCAAAUCUCAAAAUCUGAGACGGGUUUACGAUUCCCGACACUGCUUCUGUGGCUCGAGGCCGAAGAUGCUGUACUCAAAGAACGUCUCAACAAGCGUGUUGAUUCCAUGAUUGAAGAUGGCCUGAUUUCCGAGGCACGAUUAAUGGCACAGGUUGAAGCCAGUCUGAAUAAGACAGACAACCCUGUCGAUCGCACCAAGGGCAUCUGGAUUUCCAUUGGAUAUAAGGAACUUGAGCCUUAUCUCCAGGUGGAAGAAACAGGAGCCCAGGGCGAUUCAGAACCCAACUCGACGCAAAAGAAAAUCCUGCACGAGGCGAUCGAAGCCGUCAAAGCAGGAACACGACAAUAUGCCAAGAGGCAAAAUCGUUAUAUUCGCGUUCGGCUGGCGGAUGCAUUGGCUGACGCUGGACAGCUGCGACGACUGUUUCUCCUGGAUAGCACCAAGCUAGACCAAUGGGAGUCGAUGGUGUUGCAGCCAGCGGAAAGACUGGCAAAUUCGUUCUUGGAAGGUAAUGAGCUUCCGUAUGCAGCGACGCUAUCCUCCUUAGCGGAGAAAUGGCUGGGUAAGGUUGGAACUGGCAACAAUAAUGCGAAGCGUCUUGCUCGGACGUGUGAGGUUUGCAAUAAGGUUCUGAUGACGGACCAUGAGUGGGAUGGUCAUCUCUUAAGUCGCGGCCAUAAGAAUACGGUGGCGGCACAGAAGCGACGGAUGAGACAACUUCACCAGCCUUUGGAAUCGGCUUCGGCUUCGGCUUCGACGACAGGGACUUCGAAUAUUGACACAAGCAUGCCCUGAGUUGCUUGUCCUUGGGGAUGAGUGUCUGGCAGGCAGCGAUAUCCUCAAGUUGGUCCGUCUUGGGGUUGCUCCAUUGGUUGUGAUGGCUGUAGUGGCUGUGGUGGUUGUGUGCCUUGUUGAAGUUGAGGCAGGCCUUGCAAUCGCCAUUUCACAAACUUGGCUGAGAGAAUGUCACCAUGACCAGUCUCAACGGCCUUGUAAACUUCAAUGACGGAACUCUUCUCUCGCUUGCGAAUUUUCCAAACGCCUUCUUCAACCACCACACCUUUCAACCCUAGAAGACAAUGUCAAACAUACCCACCACCCUCUGAAUUGGCACAAACUCACAUUCCAGAAAACUCGACGCGAAAUUAAUACACGCCUGACCAUCCCACAGCCCUCGACCCUGAAGCCGAACCUUCUCCGGAAUAGCCUGCGUAUCAAGUUCUUCCACCCUUUCCAACAACCCCUGAUGAUUCCGAUAUCCGACCACAAUCUUCGGCACACCCAAUAAAAAAGACUGCGCCCAAAACUUCAAGAGUUUCCUCUCAAACUUGACCUGAUCCUUUUCAUUCUGAAUCAAAGCCGUGGUCUUCAACUCCACCCAAUUGACCUGCUGGGACUUAUCCACCGGUUUAAAAUCCUGCACCGCAUCAACCUCACCCCCAAUAACAAUCUUUACCUUUCCAAACCCCGUCCUCACAAUCGAACAAUAUUGAGCAUAAUUACUCACAACCAUCUUCUCCCUCGACUCAAUAUCCUCCCUCGUCGCAUCCGACCACGGUUUAUCCAGUAAAGCCACCGUCUCGAAUUUAUAUCCCCAAUAGCUCAUGAGAUCCUGCGACAUGGCGCCAGGAUGUGCGGGGGCGGUGUAUUGGUUCUGGCGACUAUCCAAUUUCUUCUCGUGACUUUCUUCGAUGAAAAGUGUAUCUUGGAAUACGGUGGCGUUCAUUUCCCAGUCGUCUAGAUAACUGAACGGGGAUACCAUGAUCUGUUACUGGGAAAUGAGUAGGAGUUCUGAUGUGAUCAUAGCAG
This is a messenger RNA of Exophiala mesophila, 2675 nucleotides long. RefSeq names its product tRNA dimethylallyltransferase. Gene Ontology annotation, molecular function: ATP binding; tRNA dimethylallyltransferase activity. Gene Ontology annotation, biological process: tRNA modification. NCBI's taxonomy places the organism in Eukaryota, Fungi, Ascomycota, Eurotiomycetes, Chaetothyriales, Herpotrichiellaceae. The record is from RefSeq and is a predicted model, not a curated record. Gene Ontology annotation, cellular component: mitochondrion. The transcript is spliced from 2 exons. Bases 195 to 1661 code for a protein of 488 amino acids.